Athalia rosae (coleseed sawfly) is the source of this 8540-nucleotide messenger RNA. RefSeq names its product phosphatidylinositol 4-phosphate 5-kinase type-1 alpha-like (gene PIP5K59B). NCBI's taxonomy places the organism in Eukaryota, Metazoa, Arthropoda, Insecta, Hymenoptera, Athaliidae. Gene Ontology annotation, biological process: phosphatidylinositol metabolic process. The record is from RefSeq and is a predicted model, not a curated record. The coding region runs from base 522 to 3134 and encodes 870 amino acids. Gene Ontology annotation, molecular function: phosphatidylinositol kinase activity. The transcript has 18 exons.
AAGCAGAUGUUAAGCAUAUUGAAAUCCCCUCCAGGAAGUAUCGCCGAAGGUACCCGUCAUGUACGGUACGUAUACCACCCCCAGACCACCCAGCUGAUCGGGACUCUAGUUGACUCAAGUUGGAAUAGUAACGGGUCAAUAGACGGAAGGCAAAAGGGUAUAACCGCGGCAGCGCCAACUACCUAAAGGGGAGCCCUAUCACCUCAUUCAACUACAGGCUGAAAUAGAGAAAAUAGUGGAUCCACCAGUGUUGAAAGGCCUCGGUUCUCACCAGUUCAUUUUUUUUUACUUGGCUUCACUUGACUUCACCCACGGCUCUACCCAAAGAGAUAAGGGAAGUGUCACUAUGGCUUGGUUAGUCGCCGUCACCUGCUUCGGAAGAUUGCCGAAGACCAGUUUUAAGUGAAUCACAAUCGAAAUCAGAACAGACGGGAUGUGGAUUUUAUUCGUGAAUCGCUAAAGCAGUGAUUGACAUUAGCUUAAUUCAUUCACGAACUUGUUAGAAGCCGACUGGACGCAAAAUGGCUUCUGGGGAUAAUGUGGACACGAUCGAGGUUGUAGAAACGAGUUUUACAGCCCUGGAUCGCGGCACAGAAGAACGCAUCAGAUUCGGAGACACGAAUGAUGACGAAAAUAAAUCAGCUGGGGAUAAAGUUGCAUCUCUGGAAGUUUCUAUCGCCCAACAUGGCUCCGCAGGGCCAAAAACUCCUGCAGGAGUAUCCCGAAACAAAUCGGAAAGAGAACGAAAAAUUGGCCAUCGGAGAGUUGGUGUUGGAGGUGAAAUUACGUAUAAAAAGAUCCAAACGACACAAAUUAUGGGGUCCAUUCAACUUGGGAUCCAACAUGCGGUCGGAGGUCUGGCUAGCAAGCCAGAACGAGAUCUUUUAAUGCAGGAUUUCAUGACUGUUGAAACAACCAACUUUCCUAGCGAAGGAUCUAACCAUACACCUGCCCACCAUUUCUCUGAAUUCAAGUUCAAAAACUAUGCUCCUAUCGCUUUUCGGUACUUCAGGGACCUCUUUGGCAUUCAGCCAGAUGACUUUUUGAUGUCCAUGUGUAGUUCUCCGUUGAGGGAAUUGUCUAAUCCAGGUGCAAGUGGUAGCAUAUUCUAUCUGACCGAGGAUGACGAGUUUAUCAUAAAAACUGUUCAGCAUAAGGAAGGCGAAUUCUUACAGAAAUUGUUACCUGGAUACUAUAUGAAUCUAAACCAAAACCCGCGAACAUUGCUUCCAAAGUUUUUUGGCUUGUAUUGUUAUCAAUGCAAUAGUAAAAAUGUUAGGUUAAUAGCAAUGAAUAAUCUGCUCCCAUCAAAUGUAAAAUUGCAUCAAAAAUAUGACUUGAAAGGGUCAACUUAUAAAAGAAAAGCUUCUAAGUCAGAAAGAUCGAAGUCAUCCCCAACUUACAAAGAUUUGGAUUUCAUGGAACAUCAUACAGAGGGUAUUUUCUUGGAAGCUGAUACUUAUGGAGCCCUCGUUAAAACCAUUCAACGAGACUGCAGAGUGCUGGAAAGUUUCAAAAUUAUGGACUACUCUUUGUUAGUUGGAAUUCAUAAUCUGGAUCAGGCGGCAAGAGAAAAAACUGAACAAAGAUUAUCCGCGAGCGCCGACGAAGAAGCUGGUGAAGCGGGAUUCGAUGCCAAUGCGCUUAUACAUGCCGAAAGGGAUAGAGAAAGAGAAGACAGAAUCGGAGCUGCUGCGUUAAACAGGUCUCGAAGUAUUAAUCGACAGAGGCUUGUCGCGCAUAGUACUGCAAUGGAAAGUAUUCAAGCCGAGAGUGAACCCAUCGACGACGAAGAUGACGUACCCAGUCCGGGCGGUAUCCCUGCAAGGAACGCAAGAGGCGAACGUCUUUUACUUUUUCUCGGUAUUAUCGAUAUACUGCAGAGCUACAGACUCAAGAAAAAACUCGAGCACACGUGGAAAUCCAUGAUUCAUGACGGGGAUACAGUUUCCGUGCAUAGACCUGGUUUCUAUGCGCAACGCUUUCAAGAUUUCAUGGCCAAGACAGUUUUCAAGAAAAUUCCAUCACUGGACCUGCCUGAGAUUAAGGGAAAUCAUCGCAAGUUCCGUAACCUGGUCACCAGCUACAUAGCUCUGAAACAUUCCCCAUCAAAGAGAAAAAGCAUAACAAGGCCACUCAGACCCCUGGAAGGAGAUUUUGAUUCCACUGCGGUGGCAGCAUCUGGAAGUUCUGCAGUGCAUGUUACAUCACACUCCAAGCCUGCAAGCCCCACCGAGUUGCCCGCCUCAUCCGUAGUUAUUUCUUCCGCUCCCGCCAUAUCUACAACUUCCAUUCCGAAUGCAACAUCAACUCCGAUAAAUAUACCCAGCGGUGGCGGAGCGAUGAGUCCUCCGCCGCUUAUCUUCAGCGCUGCGGGUGAGACCAGCCCACGAGAGACGGCAAAUUUCAACAAGUCAAAUUACCCGGCGGUGCUGAAGGGCAGAGGCGGUGGGGCGAGUCCUCCUAAUCCAAAUCUUGUCCCUUCCGGAAAGAUCCCUCCACCGGUUCCUCCCAGAGGAUCCAUUUCCGGGAGAGGUAAAGUCGACGAUCACCGAGGCACACCGGCAGCUACCACCAGCGGCUCCAGUCGAGGUGGCACCCUCUCCUCUACAUGUUCCACCCCACCCCCGCCAUUCGAUGAUGCCGUUACAUCAAAUGACACAACGUUAGCCUCAGGUGGUCACCACAUUCAUCAUGGUACAACGACGAUUCUUACCAGCAGCUUGAGUUCAACUCACUCCAGGCAAAACAAAGUAGUUCAUCAUGUUACACUUACAAAAACCUAUCAUGACGCCGUUAGUAUAUCGGACGUGCAUUUAGAAAGCAGCGGCAGUGGCAGUGGCAGUGCCGGGCGUGAGACAAAAUCUUCAUUGAGCGUUGAAAGUGGAGGAAGUAGUCGAGGUGGAGGAGCUUUGACAUGGACACCGCCUACGGGUAGCGUCGAAGGUUCUACUCCGACCUGGACAGAGGGAACACCUUCGUUUACAGAGAGUUCGAGUAGCGGAGAUUUAGGAUGUCCAACAACUCCGAUCAGAAGCGGACUUACGGGAAAAGAAGAUGGCCGGCUAGUCGCAACUGUCGAAGAAGCUUUGGCUAGCUUAACAUCGGAAAUGGAAAUUCUGCAGCGGGAGUGAAAAUGUUGCAUAGCUUCUGGGCCCGGCAUUGGACAAAUUUUGCAGCACUGAUCACUCUCCGAAUAUUCUUCGCCAUAGUUUUAAACGAAUAGCUAACGUUAGAGGGAGAGAGAGACCAAAAGUUUCACCAUUUAAAAAUUAAUCUGAGGUAUUCAAUCAUUUGAAACUAGCAAAAGAUGGCGGCUCUCCUAGAAAGAAGAUAACAACCGUUGUCUCAACGGUUGCGUUUUCCGAUGUUUUUCCGUUAGUGAAUUACUGGUUUUUCAUGUGGUAAGAAAGAUUUUUUCUAGGAGCUUGCGGGGUCUAGACAGAUUAGCCCGUUCAGUUUAUUGUCACAAUUGACAACAACAUGGGAAAAGAUAAUACAACCGUGUAAAUAAUUAGUUAAUGGUAUAACAAAACUAAGAACUCUUGUUGUAAUUUACAAUUUCCAAUUAUAAUAUGAUAGUUGAAUGUGUGUCUGUUGUAUAUCAUAAAAUCACUUAUCAUCGUUGUACAAAACGAGAUAUUGUAUAUUUAAAACUAUCGCGAACAUCUUAAUAAAAGAAGAGCAGAAAAGCAAAAAAUGAAAAAGAGAAGGAAAGGCGCUACGACGUGACAUGAACGAAGAAAAGAAAAUGAUAUUAAUAAUUCUGUACACGUUUUGAAAGCCAAAAUGUUGUUCAACGAUUCUUGUUAAGAUAAUUCAUGUUUGCGGCUAAAAUAUCACUGCGGAAAAAAUCAUAACUUGACAUGUUUAGCUUUAUCAUUAUCACAACGUAGAAGAAUUUUUCAUUUUGAGGAAUUGCUUAAAAAAUAUACACAUGUAUUGUAUGUGUACUGUACCUACAUACGCGUAUGAUAUAUUAACUUAUACGUAUAAUAUUGGAGAAAAAUUCUAGACCAGAGACUUCGUCUCAGGUCACACAGUAUUUGUUAAUCAUAUUUAUUUAAAGUGUUGUUACUAAAUCAGUAUUUGGCUUGUUGCUACAAUCAUUGCUGGAUAACGAGUGUCCAGAAUAUAGUGAUGGGGAAAAAAAGGAAAAUAACUUCAUAACGAUAACAACAACAACAAUAAUAAAACAUAAUAACGAUCAGAAGCAGAACCUCAGUAUUCAAUUUGUGAAAAGAAUUCUAUCCCUGUGUGCAUAAAAAUAUCAUUCGAUCGAUAUUUGCGGUCCCUCAUGUUUAAAAUGAUCAUUCCUUGCAAUAUCUCUACCCUCCAUACAAUUGCCAGAGAGGGUAAGUGUGUGUGAGAGAGAGGGAGAGAGAGAGAGAGAGGGGGGGGGAUAUUCUUUCGCACCAAAAACCGAUUCAAAUAGAAACCAAAAAGAAGAAAAAGAAUUUUCCGUGUGCGUUAAUCGUUGGUAAUUUGUAUAUAUAAUAUAAAAAAUAUACUCACGCAAAGGUAUACGCAUAAUAAUAGGUAUACUUAUAUUCUGAAAGUUUCUGUCGGCUUAGCUAGUUAACGAUAGCUUUAUUGCUUUUUCGUCAUGUGAUGAUCGUUACGUAAUUAUGAUAUUACGUAAUUAUAUAUUGACAUUAAUGUGAUUAUUAUUAUUUUCAUUGUUGUUGUUGUUAUUAUUGCUAUGAUCAUUGUACCGGUGAUGUUAUUAGAAACAUCCACCUCUUCGGCAGCCAGGCUCCGAAGAAAUUCGAGUGGCUAUUAUUACUUAUUAUGCGGCUAUAAGCUGAUACCGAAAAGAAUAUAUCUCGGUAUCGUCGAAACUUUCGAUUUUUUUUCUACUUUAUAUCACCGAUUAAUCGGAGACUUGAAUCUGCAUUUAAAAUCAGGGAAAUAUUAGUACUUAACAGAGAGGAAAAAGUUUUAUCUCAUUUGUUUUAUCAUUCGAUUCAACUUUCUUUGAAGUUGUUCUUCGAAAAGAUUUGCGAAUCAGGGAUCGCUGUAUCCCUGAAUUCCGGAACGAAUCGCCAGAAGACACACCUUUCAAGUGAUUUCGAAAAGCAAUUGAAACAAUCGAAUAUCUCCGGCGUUAAAUGGGCAUGGGUUUUGAAAGCUUUGUGUUUUUAUAAUAACAACCGAAUAAUAAUAAUACCUAACAAUAAGGUAGUUUUAUAUUUUAUUUUUCUUUCACUCCAAUUACAUUGUUCCGCAUGUUUAGUUUUUGGUUUUCAUCGUUCGUUUUGCCAAGUCUCCGCUCUGCCUUGGCCCUCAAUCUCUACCGUUACUCGUCGCGAGUGUUGACCUCUAAUGUCAAUCGAUAAUCAAACAACCGAUCGAAGUUCAUGACAGAUCACAAAUGGUAAUGGAAUUCAAACACAGUACGAACACGCUAGAACAACGACCAUGUUUCGGGAGUGGAAUCUGUGUCGUACAGCUCUGGUUAUAACAAUGCAGAGAGCUUCGGAAACUUCUCGCUUAUAUGAAUCGAUCGUCGAUCUUUAGCAAAAUUAAAUUUAUCCGUUUUAUUUUCAUGCCUAUUUUACCGUCACAUCCCAAAUCUUAUAGGUAGAUACUGAAAAACGUAUUCGAAUGAAAAAUAGCAACGUUAUACCUAUGUAUUUUACCAUUAACAUCUUCAUCGUUAUUAUCAAAGAUAAAUUUAAAAAUAUCAGUGGCCCUUCUUUUUAUUUUGAUAUUUUUUCCUGUAAUAAUAAUUACAACAAUCAUCAUAAUUAUAAUUACAACAAUAAUACCAACAAUCAAACCGACGAUGACGAUGACGACAAUGACAGCGACAAUAACAAUAAAAUCGUCACUGCGCAUCUUCUUUUUCGUUGGUAAAUUUUACAUCGUUCUCUACAGAACCAAAGAAUAUUUUUCGAAAACUGGUUAUUAUUAUUAUUUCAAGUACAUGGAAGAAUGAAAUCUGAAUUUGAUUUAUUUAGCAAAUAAUGGUUAUUUCAAGAGAAAAGCGAAUAAAAUGACAGUGCGUUUUCAUUUGGUACAUCAGAUUUAUAGAUGUUAUUCAAGCGUCGCGGAAUGAUGUCACAUUUGUCAAAAGUGAAGCGUGACAAGUAUACUUAUAUCAGGAAAUAAAAAUUUGAAAAACCAAACAUUAAGAAAUCAUUGUAUAAACGAUACAUGUAUACCUCGUAGAUAAGUUUCUUUUUUGUUUUUGUUACUGCAACUAGGCUUAUAUUUGAAAAGCGUUCUCCACUAAUUAUAAUCCAAUCAUCAUGGAUUGUCAUUAUUGUGAUUUUUGUUAUUUUUGUAAUUUCUCUGUUUUAAUCAUUUCAUUGAUAAGCUUUCCUUUCCGCCGCUUGAGUCAUAACUUGUUGGUUCGAUGAAAUAUCUAUUUGCUAUUUGUAAGUAAGUCGACAAUGAAUCGAAGAGAGUUUCUUACGAUAGACUAUAUAAAAACUUCCACUUUUUAAAAGGAAUGGAAGGCCAAGCAAAAUAAAUACAAUUUCAAUUCUAUCUUUGCUGUGAUUUUUGUUACGCGGCAAACUUAAUAAAAUAGAAGAACAACAAUUAAUACCUACAUUCUUUACUGCCCAAGAUAAAAAUAUAACACGAACAGACUCGCGAUUUUCUCGAUUAUUUUUACCUAUACCUAUUUUUGAUAUUUUCCUACCCUUUCAGACCCAUCUUUAACCAGAAGAAGAUCCUAUAAUAAAAUGAAAAACAAAUCUUAACAAAAAAGUGAGAAAGAAAGAAGAGCGAUGAAUCGAUAACUGAAGAAAUUACAUCGACAUUUAGAAAUCUCUGAUUAUUAAUAUUAUUACUAUUACUACUAUUAUUAUUAUCAUCAUCAUUAGUAUUAUUAAUAUUAUUGUUAUUCUUCUUUUUCUUUUCAUCGUUAUUGUUGUGAUUAUUGUUGUAAUGAUGAAAGUGAAAUUAUGUAAAAAAAAUUUCGUUCGUUUUAGAUAGAGUACAGUUGAAAAAUUAAAAUAAAUACAUUCCAAUGCGUAAUUUCAUAAAUUUUGACUCGCCCAAUAUAUACAUAGAUGAUAUUUUCUAUUUUUUUCGUCCAUAAAAAAGACAUCAGUAUCAAAUCAUUUUGUGUGACGAUAAUUUAUAUUUCUCGUGGGGCGGUAAUUGAGUAUUUUUCAUUAAAUAGCAGCUGAUGCGACUUUCGGGUAACUGGCUUAAUUUGUCAACGGGUUCAUAUCUCAGAAGUCAAAAUACAAGUUACUCUAACGAUUUUUUUACGAAUUUUUCCAAUGUUGGGUCGGAAAUGAAAAUAUUAUUUUUUCAGUAUAUUCUCAUGUAUUUUAAACUCAGAAAUCUGAAUCCGCUGAUGACAUUCAUUUAUCUAUCAAAUCAAUCCAGUUAUCGCUAAUUUACCUCUUCGGAAAGCAAAAAGAUUGGAAUCGUAGUUCAAUUUGGUAGAUUCGUGAUUAAGAGAUCAACAUACGUAAAUGAGAAAACUGCACAGUAAACAUCUGUGCAAAUUUGUCACAUGUUUUCCGAAUUUUUGAUUAUUUCAGAUUACUCACCGCAUUUCCCAAAGCCCCUGCCAACACCUAACGGUACACUACCAAAGUUACACCAUCUUAAAUUUUCUUCUCGCUUUUUCUUUUUUUUUUGUGCGAUUUAUUUUUGUCUUAUCGUUAGAUUUAGGUGCGUCAAGCUUAUGGCUCCCGCCUAAUCGCUUACGGUCUGAUUAAUUUCAAGCGCUUCGAAAACAUCGAGGAUCUGCUCGGAAAAAUUCUGAAAUUACCUACGUGAGCGCUACUAUACGGAUUCUUUGUGAACUACCUACUUUCCAUAAAAAAAAAUAAAAAUUGAACAUCGCGGAAUGCGGAAGAUAUAGCUUUUGAUUUGCUCCGAUUCAGGGGUUUAAAUUCGAUUCUCCAUUUUUUACCGAAUUCAAAUGUAUUUCGAACUCGCAUCCGAAUCUGCCCAUUAAAUUAGUCCAAUUCUUUGAAUAAUCAUGGAAUCACUCACCAUAUGGUUUCCAUUUGUUCUACGCGUAUCGUUGUGCCUGUUACGAAAAAAACCGUAAAAAUCUGUUGAAAAAGUAUUAAUGGGAUGGAGAAAAAAACACUUGACUUUUUUGAAAUACUGUCUUGUGUUUUAUUGAUUUUUUUCAGAUCCUAAGCUGUUGGUACCAUUAGUAAUACUAUGGGUAAUACAAUUGUCAUCUGGUUGCAUCAUUGCAUGAUAUAAAUAUACUUAUAUACAUACCUAUACAGUUAUAAUUAUUUUUGUUGAGGAAUUUAAUAGAUUUCCUUUUUUUUCUGAUUUUCCUCACUUGCCUUUUCGUAUCUAUUAACUUACACUUGUUCUGUUUCAGUUUCACUACUUUUGUCCUUUCUUUGUCAACAUCGACAUUGAUUAUUCCUUUCCUUUUACGUCAUCAAUAGUAAUUCGUCUAAAACUGCCAAAUAUGUAGAUAUACAAUAAUUUAUAUUGUAUGUACACUUAUAUCAUAGCGUAAUGAGAAAUAUCAGUGACAGUGUACCGUGUAAUUAUGAAAAUGUAAAAUAAAAUAUAACAUUAUAGAGAUUUAUAAAAAA